GAUGUGUUUGAGGAUGUAGCGUCACAGCACUAACCCGGUUUAGUUAGCCUGUUUUAGCCUGUUAGCAUUGUAUAUACCAAAAACAACGACCGUGAUAAUAAUAGAAAUUAUAGUGUUUACUGUUGAAAAUAACAAUACACAGGGGAUCAUGGGGACCGGUGCUGAUGUGAGAGACAUUUUGGAGUUGGCAGGAGGAGACGCUGAUUCAGGACCAAUCAGCAAGAAGGACAUCAUCAACUCUGACAAGAAAAAGGUGAAGAAAAGCACAGAGACUCUGACGUUUAAGAGGCCUGAGGGAAUGCACAGAGAAGUCUACGCUCUGCUCUACUCCGAUAAAAAGGAUGCUCCCCCUCUGUUACCUAGCGACACCACGCAGGGUUACCGGACAGUGAAGGCCAAGCUGGGCUGUAAAAAGGUUCGUCCUUGGAAGUGGAUGCCCUUCACCAACCCGGCUCGUAAAGACGGAGCCAUCUUCCACCACUGGAGACGAGCGGUGGAGGAGGGCAAGGACUACCCCUUCGCUCGCUUUAAUAAGACAGUACAGGUACCAGUGUACUCAGAGCAGGAAUACCAGAUGUACCUGCACGACGACGGCUGGACUAAAUCCGAGACGGAUCACCUUUUUGACCUUUGCAAGCGUUUUGACCUCCGAUUCAUCGUCAUCCACGACCGCUACGACCACCAGCAGUACAGAAAACGUUCUGUGGAGGAUCUGAAAGAACGUUAUUACAACAUUUGCGGGAAGCUGACAAAGGUCCGUGCUCCGACCGGCACCGAGCCUAAAGUUUACAUCUUCGAUGCCGGACACGAGAGACGCAGGAAGGACCAGCUGGAGAGACUGUUUAACCGCACACCUGAACAGGUGGCGGAGGAAGAGUACCUGAUCCAGGAGCUUAGAAAGAUUGAGACACGAAAGAAGGAAAGGGAGAAGAAAGCUCAGGACCUGCAGAAGCUGAUAACGGCGGCCGACAGCACGACGGAGAUGCGCCGGGGUGACCGCAAGGCCACAAAGAAGAAACCCCCGCAGAAACGAGAGGCGGAGAAACCAGCCGUACCUGAAACAGCAGGAAUCAAAUUCCCUGACUUUAAAUCGGCCGGAGUGUCGCUGCGAAGCCAGAGGAUGAAGUUACCGAGUUCUGUAGGACAGAAGAAGAUCAAAGCCAUUGAGCAAAUCCUCACAGAGCAAGGAGUGGACCUGAACCCCAUGCCCACAGAAGAGAUAGUGGCGAUGUUUAACGAGCUGCGCAGCGACCUGGUCCUGGUGUACGAGCUGAAGCAGGCGCACAGUAACUGCGAGUACGAGCAGCAGAUGCUGAGACACCGAUACGACGCUCUGCUCAAAGCCGGGGGCGUGGCCACACCCCACAGCGACGUCCCCACCGGGCCUGACUUGCAGAACUGGGCCGGAGUGGACGAAAUCAAAACCGAACCCAAAGAACAGAUCAUUGAUGUGGUGGGAGCGCCGCUCACACCCAACUCGCGCAAACGCAGAGAGUCGGCCUCCAGCUCCUCCUCCGUGAAGAAGAUAAAGAAACCAUGAUGUGGCUCACUUUCUCACAGAGACACAAAGACCUCGAGGACGUCCUCAUGGCGAUGUUCAGACCGGAUGUCCGGAUGUUCGUCAGGGCAUCUGUCCAAACUGCAGCUUUUUUAUUUGCAUUUUUUAAGAUCUGAACUGUUCUCCUUGCGAAGCCUUGCUGCUCCUUGUCGUCCUUAUGUCCAUCAUCUUCUGCUCAAAAACAGCAAAUGUGAAUCGCUUUAGAAAACUUACCGUUCAAGAACUGAAGGAAGAAAGAGGAGGGUUUUUUUUUUUUUUUUCUUCGAGAUAUAAUUAAAACCCAUAUCAGUUUGGGUGUUACACUGUACGGUGCGUGUUGACGUCCUGCGACUUUCUGGUCUUUUCAAAACACUUGCCUCAUUUUCACUCAGUUUUGAUUCCUCCGUACAGGAUGGAGAAAAUGACUGCGAAAAAGGUCUGCCUGUGGCAACCUUGUCGAAAAACUGAGCUCCUGAUCAGCUGUAAUAAACGUGCAGUAUAUUUUCUUUAUAUAUUUAAAUGUUUUUGAUCAUUUUUUUCUUGUAGUUCUAUCUACGUUCCAUUGAUGUCCCAAACGUGCAUUCACACGUCUUUUACUUUUAUUCAGUGUGUGUGUCAGCGGCCUGUUUUUAUAAUGGGUGAUGAAAAAAGCGUAGAGGGGUAAAGUUCAUUUCCUACACGUGAAUCACACAGUACGUUUACUCGUUCAUAACGAUUGCAAGGGAGCGAAAGAAAAAGUGUCUCAAAAAAGGCAAACUUGAAUGCUGACUGUUAUUACAUGUAAUAAUUGUGUAACUACAGUAUAACGUUAAAAAGGUCCAGCAUUCUAGUGUGUAAAUAUCAUGAUGUUUGAAGACGUUUCAGUAACACAGGGUCAUUUAAUAACCACAGCAGCCGGAAAAUAGUGUUGCGCGACGAGUGUUUGAAAAGUAAACAACAUACAAAAUUGUGCGAUUUAACAAUUCCGAAGACGCAACAGCUCGCAGGAUAUAUUGUUGAUUUCUCUGAAAAUUGUUUCAUCAUCGUUCGGCGGAUCAUGUUUCUUCACUGUAUUUGCCCCAGUUCCGCACUGUGCUGCUGUGUGUUUUUACUUUAAAACACAAAACUGAAUUAAAGUUGAUGCGAUCUUCA
Messenger RNA from Silurus meridionalis, 2668 nucleotides. RefSeq names its product DNA methyltransferase 1 associated protein 1 (gene dmap1). Bases 149 to 1540 code for a protein of 463 amino acids. The record is from RefSeq and is a predicted model, not a curated record. Lineage: Eukaryota; Metazoa; Chordata; Actinopteri; Siluriformes; Siluridae. Gene Ontology annotation, cellular component: NuA4 histone acetyltransferase complex; nucleus; Swr1 complex. The transcript has 11 exons. Gene Ontology annotation, biological process: chromatin remodeling; negative regulation of transcription by RNA polymerase II; DNA repair. Gene Ontology annotation, molecular function: transcription corepressor activity.